Molecule: messenger RNA, 1973 nt
Organism: Agrilus planipennis (emerald ash borer)
Lineage: Eukaryota; Metazoa; Arthropoda; Insecta; Coleoptera; Buprestidae
Product: serendipity locus protein alpha
Exons: 11
Coding region: 76-1836 (586 amino acids)
Biological process (GO): cell migration; cell-cell adhesion; cellularization
Cellular component (GO): cytoplasm; membrane; adherens junction
Molecular function (GO): beta-catenin binding; actin filament binding
Source: RefSeq, a predicted model, not a curated record
UCUGUAAAUAACUGCCAUUGCAAUAAGGCACUAUUUAUAUUAUUGUUUGCUGUUUAUUACUUUUUUGAAGUAAAUAUGAAUGUUAGCUCUAUUAAUAAUAUCCUUAGUGAAAUACAAGAAUGUGUAAAAAAAGAAAAUCUAUCUUUAAAAUGUACAAAAGAAUGGAUGAAGGAAAUAUGCAAUUUAGAGAAAGAUCUAAUAAUUUGUUUUGAAAGAUAUCUACGAGAAAACAUACCAGAUAAAGAAAUAAAAACGUGUAUUUUGUUGUAUUUGAUACAACAACACUCGAUUUUGAGUUUAUAUGUUAAUAUAUUCAGGGAGGAAACUAAAGAAGGAUUAAUACUGGAAGAUGCCAGAAAUUGUUGUAAAGAAUGUUUUCAAUACUGUCUGUUGAAAUUAAAAGAUAUCAUGCAAGGAAAAUCCAUUUGUGAAGAUUCUUCUGGGAGUUUUAUAAAAUGGAUGGAUUUAUGUUUAAAUAAAUUGUCACAACUAGAUAUUAGUUCAGAGAAUGUGAAAGAAAUGUUUCAAAAAUGUUAUAAAAUCGUUGAGGAAGUAUUAUGUCAUGCUAUGUCACUUGCUCAAAUUGCUAUUGAUGAAGAUUCACGAAUUAUAAAAGGCAGUUCAAAGGCAGUGCUUGAUGUUUUGGGUGCUUUAAAAGUAGAAAUUGAUAAAAAUCCUAAAAGUAUUCCGGUCUGUAAUUUGUUAAUAGAUUCCUGCAGUGAUGAGUUAUGUAUUUUGGAAAGAAAAGUUAACACAGCAGUUCUUAGGCUUUGUUUAAAAUUAUUUUCGGACUUAUCUGGUCCUUUAGAUAUCCUAGAAAGAUAUUGUUUGAAUAGCUGCAAUAAAUUAGGUGAUAAUAUAAAUUUACUUGUAGAAAAUUUCGAUUUACACGUCGAUAGAAUUAUUCAAGUAGGUUUGUUUGCGAUUGGUUGUUCUUCCUACUCACAAUAUGUUAUAAGAUUGAAAGCUAACCUUGCCAGCCUCGAAGCUUUAGAAAUCUCUUUAGUGCCUUCAUUUUUAUUGUUAUUAAAGCAACCUUCAUUGCAAAAUGUUAAAUGUGCAACAUUGUUAAAGCAAUAUUGGAUUAGUAACGUUAAAAGUUUAAAACAACUCAUAUAUAACAUAAUUGAGCCAUCUGCCUUUUGUCAGGUUGUUUAUAGGGAGGUGCAUAAUUACAUAUUAAGUUUAGAUGAAGUUGUCAAUGAGAAGCAACAGCCUUUACAAAAUAUAUCGAUACAACCUAUAAUUUUGCAAACUAAAGUCCUUGGAGAAAUGAUAAAAGUAUCAUUGGAUCAUGCCGAUAUAAAACCAAAUUUAUUCGUCAAAUAUGAAAGAUUUAAAGCAGUUUUACGUGAAACGGACGCUGCCACAGAACAAUUAUUAGGGGCCAGUGUUGAUAGUAACACCAUUGAAAACAGUAAAAGGGUUUUGAAAAGAUGUAAAGUUUUACUGCAUUUAAUUAAACAGAUUUGGUAUUGCUACAUACAUGACGAGGAAAAGGAAGAUGAAAACGGCGCUAAGGAUAUGCAUGAAUAUGAUUGCGUUAAACAAUUACAGCAGAAAGUAACAGAGAAUAACGAUCUAAUGUUGACGCAAAUAAUUGAUAAAGGUAAACAAUUAUUGAAUGAAAGGAGUGUUAUGUAUAGAACUCCGUUAAAAACGGAGAAUAAAAACAAAUGUUUAGCAGUUUAUAGUAGUAAAGUAUCAACAAAAAGGAAAACACCAAGGAGCUGUUUACCAUUUAGAAAUGAUAUUUUAAAUAAUGAAGAAUCUUUUGUGAAUGAUACGUUUACGCAUUUAAAAUCCAAGGCAGUAAAGCAUUUAAGCAGUUCAUAGGAUUUAUGUUCAUAUUUGGUUAUAAGAAAACAGGAUUUAUUAUAAAAAUAAGUUUCUGUAAAAAAUCAACCAGUGGUACUGGAUUUUUUCUCCUUAAAUGGUGUCUAAGACUGACCAGCUUAAACUUAAUUCUUGGA